Messenger RNA from Penicillium mononematosum, 1164 nucleotides. RefSeq lists its product as uncharacterized. The record is from RefSeq and is a predicted model, not a curated record. The transcript is spliced from 4 exons. NCBI's taxonomy places the organism in Eukaryota, Fungi, Ascomycota, Eurotiomycetes, Eurotiales, Aspergillaceae. The coding region runs from base 1 to 1164 and encodes 387 amino acids.
AUGGUGUUUUCUGCAUCCCAAUUACGCUUUGUACAACUCGUUCUGGUCUUGUUCGGGGUCAUUUUUAUCCUCUUCAAGCUACGACCGAGCAUUCACAAGGCAACCGCCCCCAUCCAGCAGGGCUGGGGCGACCAUCAUGAUUGGGACGACUUCGAUGCCAUCAGAAAUGAAACCCUUGGGGUUCAAAAGGUCUUCGCCAUUAAUCUCGUCAGCCGGCCUGAUAAGCGCGACAAUAUCGCUCUGGGCUCAUACCUCUGCAAUUUCCACGUCGAAUGGAUUGACAGCGUGACUCCGGAUAAAGUAGAUGCUAAAUCCUAUCCAUACAACUGGAACCAUGGCCAUAAACAGGCCGAGUACGCGGCCCGACGGGCACAUCUCAACGGACUCCAGCGAAUUGUCCAGGAGAGAUUAGCAAGUGCUAUUAUCAUGGAAGACGAUACCGACUGGGACGUGUCAAUGAAAGCCCAGCUUCAAAGCUUCGCCCGCGCAGUCCGAGCCCUCCAGCUCCAGGAUAACCGGGAAGUCCCGACUCAGUCACCAUACGGCGACGACUGGGACAUUCUGUGGCUAGGCCACUGCGGCGUGUCAUGUAGAACUGAUAUGCCAUUUUACCUUACCCCGAAUGAUCCGACUAUCCCCAUGCCCUAUCACUUUCUCCCACUGUGGCGCGACCCUCCGGCAUUCGAGGGGCACGAGAGACCCGAUCACAGUCGACUUGCUUGCACAGCAAGUGACGCAGUCUGCUCAAUGCUUUAUGCCGUCAGCUACAGUGGCGCGCAACGGAUCCUCGCAGCGUUGUCGGUUAACCCGUCUGGGCUUGCAGAAGAAAUUGAUAUUGGUGCCCAAUUUGACGUCUCAGUUGGACGCAUGUGCGGUAAUGGUUAUUUGCGGUGUUUUGCACCUUAUCCAUCGAUCACGGGCAGCUUCCAUCAGGCAGGGUCAAGGGCAAAGUCUUCUGAUAUCAACAAUGAGACCGGUGAGGUAGAAGCUUUUUCCAGCUGGGGAGUGAUGUAUAGCACAAUGCUCAAUAUCGACCGUCUCCUGAAGGGGGAACGGACCGUUCAUGCAACGUGGGGCGAUGUGGAUGUGUUGGAUGUCAUUCCUCGAGACAUCACAAUGGAGAAGGGGUCCAUCUACACCCCUAAGACGAAGAACAGGAACUAA